GGAAGCGAUUGCGUCCUGUCGCUUUUUGAGAGCUAUCGGGGACACUUGUAAUAAUGAAGGUGCUGAUUCUUCUUGCAUUAGUAGCGGCAUCCCAAGCCGCGGCCGUGGUAUAUCACCCUGCCUGGUGGCCGGCUGCAUCUGCAUACCAAGCAAAGGAUGCUCUUGGAAACUAUGUAUUUGGACACCACGAUGCCAAUCCUUCAGGACCAUCCUUCCAUAGCGAAUCUGGAGAUAUCUCGGGAAAGAAAAUUGGUUCUUAUGGUGUCAAGGAUCCAGAUGGUAAAGUCAGAGUCGUAGACUAUGUAGCUGAUCACGAAGGAUUCAAGGCCAAUAUCAAGACAUCAGAUAAACUGGACAAAGAUCACAAAGAUCCAGCUCACGUAACUACAUCUGAAGCCAAGCAUGUUGUACCUGUUGUUUAUGGACAUCCUUUGACUUACUACGGGAAUCCUUACUAUAUUGCAUAUUAAAUAUAACGUAUACUCUUGAAAAAUGUGCUCAGUUUGGUGUGGUAUAUUUUUGCAAAUUUAAGUGAACAACAAGAAUGUAAAAGUGUUUUUAUAUCAAGUAAAAAUGUUCUCUAUAAAAUA
Messenger RNA from Stegodyphus dumicola, 590 nucleotides. RefSeq names its product cuticle protein 14-like. Gene Ontology annotation, cellular component: chitin-based extracellular matrix. The record is from RefSeq and is a predicted model, not a curated record. Gene Ontology annotation, molecular function: structural constituent of chitin-based larval cuticle. Lineage: Eukaryota; Metazoa; Arthropoda; Arachnida; Araneae; Eresidae.